AUGCAGUCGCUAAAGCCGCGGCUUCUACAGUCUGUACAACCAACAUUAGUGGGGUCCACCGAAAACUCCUCUUUUCCUAGUCAGCCUCGCUCUAUGGCUAGAAAACUAGCUGCCAUGGGGUCUCUCAAAUUCUUAGUUUAUGCUAUUCGGAAGGCUCUGGAAACUAUGCCACAGCCUUGGGAGGCGGUCAGGUAUGUGACUGUAGCACACCAGAAGGCGGGGGCACUGACAUAUAUUUUGAGCAAAAGUACUUCAAGCGAACACGACCUCAUUAGGCAAUGGACACGUGUUUGUGACUCUAUCCCAAAAGAUGCUGCCCCUCCGUCUUAUCCUAUAUUUGAUGGUACAGCCCCAUAUAUGUGCUACAGGGACAAUCUGGCCUUUGCACGACCCUUGCCACUCUUCAAGACAAAUGCCAUCAUCAGAUUUCAUCGACUAAAAAAUCUAUGUGCUGAUCUAAGUGCUACGCAGAAAAUAUUGCUGAGUGAUUCACGUAGAAGUUUAAAGAGUCGAGAUAAAUUUUCGUUCGAGCAACACCUACCAUCAGUAUUUACUAACCUCUCCUCUUUCCAUGGUGAUGACAACUUUUUAAUGUACCAGCACGUUUACCUUUAUCAUGCUUAUACAGAAGAUCAGUUGCUCACUUAUCCAGCCCUAUACUACCCCAUCUCCAUGCAUCCUCCAGCUAAUCUCCCUAUCUUUCUUUCACCGUCUCCUUCUGCCUUUUGCGGUACGUUUCUUGAUCGAAGAAAAAGCAAUCUCAUGCACAUUAAUAGCUCUGCUAUGCUUUCUCGCUCGGCUCAAAUUAACGAGUAUAGUGAUGCAAUUCAGUCCUCUUUACAAACAUCUACUUAUAGAUCACCAUCCUUACUUAGUCCUCCUCUCAGUUCCGCUAGAAAAUCUUUUCAUAAGAGAGAGAUAAAGAGCAAAUCUGUUACAACGAUACUUCGCACCUCACCACAAUUCUCUAUCAUAUCUAAUGUUGACUGGCUUGAGGCAGCUCAACAUCUCCUUGCACAAGCACACGAUGCCAUGACUCUUAUGCUGCAUCGCAAAAAUAUCACAUUCCUCUCUCUCGAUUAUAACUUUAACCUGACUCACACGAAGGUCCUGUCUACAAAGGAACGUAAACAAAGCCGCUUCGGCAAGGCAUUCCACUUGGUGCGCGAGCUCACGAAAUUUCUUAAAUACAUGGUUGACACCCAUAUUGCCCAUAGAUUGCUUCUAAUAGACUAUCCAACUUUUUUAACUGGCAUCCAUCAUUUGUUUUUAAAUAUUGGAACUGUGACAUCUGUAUACCGUUAUAAGUAUAAGAUUUCAAACCAAAUAAGACAGCUAAAAGCCCUUGGAAUGCUUUGUGGAGAUGUACCUUUUUAUCACCCGCUGCAGUGCGUAAUGAACAGCUACUUAAGAGGCCUUAGUCCCUUGCUGGAGGCAUAUCUAAGUCGACUCUUGGCGAGAACCGCAGGAAUUAUUGACAAGGACUCUGGAAACUCGUCUAGACGAGUCACCCACCAACGAUCCCUAGCAAACCAAAUUGUGGAGCAGCGAAAUAGAUACGCCGGGCGAUUUGUUUCAAUGUAUCCUCAGUUCACCACAAGAUCUGCCAUGACAAAACUAUUUUUGGCCCAUUUGGCAGAGGCCUGGCUUUGUUGGCGGGCUGGCAUGGCCUACGAUCAAGUAUAUUCACAAAUGUCCCCUGAAGUAGCAGAUCUUGUUCAAGCUUAUGUUUCUGAACGGGCAGAUUUAUACACAGCUUCUAUUGCAUGUACAAAGAAACGCAUUGCAAGCAAUAAGUGGAUUGCAAAAUCAGAGCAUUACAAAUAUUGCGGUAGAGCUGGAAGGCAAGAUAUGCGAGAGCUGAUCGUUGCUAAUGCAGCAUACCUUUGUGAGCCUAUUCAAAAGGAUCUCAGAGUCUCUCUUGGGACCGUUUAUAGUCUUGCUUAUCUUUGCAUAACUGUUGCAGCACGAGUGUGUGCGUGUGGAUCACAUAUUCCCUUCCCAUCCCAAGAGUUUGAGUAUGACGGAAAACUUCUGGAACUGGCGCUCAGGGAUUUACGUGAAGAUGUGCUCUCCGGCUCUAUUCUUACAGUUGCUGAUCGCCAGCUCCUAACACUUAUUGAAAAGGCGACUUCUCUUCCUCAUGAGUUUCUCAUACGGAUCAAGGAGAUUCUUCUCAAGAAGCGUACAUUUGAUGCAGUACAAAUAGAGUAUGCCGAAGCACGAACAUGUGUCUAUCCCAUAUACCUCACCACUGGACUCACUCGGGUUGUUGAUGUUUAUUUCACAUAUUACCUAAGCUACCAGAUCACAUCCAGCCCCCUGCACUAUUUACUUUUUAAGCGAGGAUUCAGCUCCAUCGAUCUAAGUAAUCCAUAUUCUAUGGAGCUCCCCGCAGAGCUCACCAUCAGAUACUGCAAGCAUGUUCACAGUACGUGCUCGGGCCUCCCUGCAACGGAUGGUGAGGGGUGCUUUCUAGUCCACAUGCAUCUUAAUACUGAUAGCUACUUUCGCGGCUUUAAUCUGCACGUCAUUGGUAAAGUCAUUAGCCUACUCUUUGAUCCUGUCAUCUCUUCUUUCCUGAUAACUCGCCUUUCCUCAAGUUUUUACUUUAAAGAUAUGACAUAUACAGCAGUGCGUGGUGUUGCUCCUUCUUUCCAAUUUUCUCAUUUUUUGUUAACACUUCUAUUAUCAAUCCUUGACUUAACUAUUCUACUACAUUAUGAUGAGCAGCCCUUUUCUCCGACGAUUAUUCUGAGAGUGGUCACCUUCAUUAUUGCGUUCGCAAAGGAUUAUCGGCAAUCAGGGGUGCCUCUCAGUCAACUCUGGCUUCGUAAAGCAUGUCUUGAGAAGGGGAUUGAUCUAUCCCGGCUUUCUAUUUUUUACGGGACGUAUAAGCUUCUGAGCUAUGUUCGUCAAGGAGAGAGCCUAUACUUAGUUCUUCAAGAAGAUAGGCAAGCUAAUAUUGAGAGUUCUAAAACCACUAUCAUGGAACAAGUCAUGAAAUCUAUCCCCCAAUCUAUUGCAUGCUACAUUUCACGGCAAUCUUCUUUCUGUGACAAUCAGACAUUCUACUUCGUGUCUCUCGUGAACCAGCCCAUCAGAUUUGAAUUUAUGGGAUAUAUCAUUUUGGCUAAAAGUAUUAAGGAUUUGGGCAUGUCUACUAAUAUAUUGCACUCUGUUUCGGCUACAUUUAUUGCCAAUUUUAUUUAUCAUGCAAAUCAAUUAAUUUCUAGCGCCGUGUCUACGUCCUUUUCAAAGAUCAUUGCUAAAUGGAACUCCUUGCUACUUAAUUGCGUUAUUUACUAUCGCGAGGCACUGCUACAAUCACCUAGGUUCUUACGCAUCCUUAUGGCUUAUGAAGAGAAAGUCUGCAACAAAAUCAAGCAAGGACUUAAUUCAAAGAUGCCAAACCGCUUUCCAAACGUCAUCUUUUAUUCGCCCAGAGAGUUAGGCGGGCUAGGUAUGCUAUCCGUUGGAUCUGCAGGCGUAUACCCUUCUAGCGAAGAGCUAAAUCCAAAAUAUCCCGUUGCAGAGCGGUCUCGUCGUUGGGAUCAGAAACACCAGGAGGUGCUACUUCCAAGUGUCAUUCACUUUAUUUCUCCGUGGGCUGAUGAGCUUAAUCGUAGCUUCCUUGGGUACCAGCGUCUUCUGUCUAUCUUCUGUGAGUUUUACAAUGGGCGGUCCCCUCUCUUCGGCGCACAAACUGGGUUUUACGUGUAUGAAUAUGAUGCGUGUGGGGCAGAGCAGCAGUAUAGUUUCAAAGAAAUUAGCGAAUGCUUAUCCAGUCAAUGGACUGGAUUUGCAGUCAGUACCUUCCGUGAAGCAGUUUUUCAAGCACUCUCCCAAGGGUCUAAUAGUAUUGAGCAGCAAUCUCCUCUUGAGAUUGCAUGGGCCAAUGGAUGCAUACCGCGGCUAACAACUCUGAUACAUUACGCCAAAGACCUUUAUUGUCUGUUGUACCGCAAUCCGUUUCUACAUCACUUGGCUAAGGGCAUCAGUAUAGGCAACGCGCUAACUCUUAAAAGUUGGUACAACAAAAAGCUUCUGGGAUCACUGUAUGAUCUUCAAGGAUACAAGAAGAUUAUCACGGCAAUAUUUGGUGGGGUAGAAGAAAUAUUGCACCACACACUCUACCCAGCAACAGAUUUUAGUGAUUAUAAAUCCGUGGUGUGGAGCACAGCAACCGAACAUGAGACUGGAUUGGCAAAAAGAACAAACCUAACACGUGCAAGGAGACAGGGGCUUUCGCAAAUUCCGAACCGACGCUUUGCUCUCUGGUGGAGUCCCACGAUCAAUCGUAGUUCUGUCUACAUCGGAUAUCGUUCACAAAUAGACUUAACCGGAGUGUACAUGUGUGGGAAAUUGGCCACUUUAAAAACAGCAUAUGUUUCUCUGUUCAGGGGCCAUGCUUGGCCAAUGAUUCACUCCUCAUUGGUCAAAACCCUUCUUGCAAUCUUACAAGACGCUUUUCGGGGCCUUCCGCUUGAUACCAUCAAGGCAGAGUCCGUACAUCCCCGAAAGUCAUAUCAUUACCAUACAAGCUGUGCAGACAUUUCUGUAACAUGGACACGUUCAUUGACUGUUCAGCAGGAUUAUUCCAUUCAGAUACAAAAGGGUUCAUCAGAGCCGCACCAUAAUUCACAAGAAGAGAGUAGUGGCGCACACGCGUCUUCAGGAGAACAAGUCGAUAGCUGCACACAUUUAUGGUGGAUAGACCUCCAUCUCACGUGGGGAAACGUCGAUACAUGUACUUCUCUCGCGAAGUACUCUAAAGACCGUCACAAAUAUUAUACAUCUGAUCGUUCACGAGGGAUAUACAGGAGCCCACACGGAAUUAUUAUUUGUAUUGACUUACUAUAUCGUGAAAUUGCAGCCUAUGGAUCUGUCCCAACUAUAGCGAUUCCAGCCAUAAACAAGGCCAUUUCAGAACUGUUGGAAUCCUUACACAGUAAUACUAUGAUGAACAUGCUUGCAGACAGAAUCAGGACGCAACUGGGACUAAGUUCUUCAAGUGUGCACAAGCUCACAGACAUCACUCCAUCCUCCAUCGGAGAUCUGUUCACUGGCAAGGUAAUAAUAGUCGAUGACUCCUUGGCAUAUAACUUCAGGAUGCUGAACAGAGAUGAUACGCGUGCAUCUCGUGUUAUCAUCAAUGGGUUCAUUUCGAUCUUCAAUCCCCAGACUGGCCGCUUGGUACUUUCGGUCGUCCAUGCAGAUACGUAUGCAGGCCAGAGUCGCCGGGCUUCUCUAAGCCGCUGGCGUACGGCAGACUUACUAACGGGGUACAUCUCUUCGCUUCCACAGGCCUUACGACCCACGACAGUGGUUGUAUGUUCCAGGCAAUCUAUUGAUCCAAUUAGGACCCUGCUUAGUGUGCUUAAUCCACCUAUUGUUGUACGCGGAACUAGUUUGCACUGGCAAUUUCAAAAUAUACGUAGCAUGGUUAUCUGCGCAGAAGGGCAAGAAGGGCAUAUUCGAGGAACUGUGAAUGAGGUGAUUCAGCUUCAGCAAACCAGUAUCUCUUUAAGCAUUGAUUUAUAUGCUCAGUUUCGAGGCACGGAUGAGCAGACGGGGUUAAUUUUGGAAGGUACUCCCAUCCAACAUUUUAUUGCUGUCCUACUUAUGUUGCAACUUGCUAAUCUUUCACCACUCACCAUAUACAAAAUAAUAUCUCAAUCAAAUCUGGAGUUGAAAAAAUCCCUACCAGAAGCGGAACUAGCUUACAGACCCACGUAUGCAUCACUGACUACUAAGUCUAUGGAGCGACUCUCAACCAUAGGCAACCUCACAGACUUUGUCCUGCAUCUUCCUCGGGCGCCUUAUCAACAAUGGUGCCCAGUGAUCUCCGCGAUGACCGAGCGCGUAAUAAAUGAAUCUGCUAAAAAGCUAGGAGUACGUUCAGACUGUUUAUCUCCAGCUGAAAAGAAGGACCUUGUAUUAGGCGCAGAGCUGGUAAUAUCUAAUGCUCCCGAACGCAGAACAAGCAUCUUCUCACGACUUGUGUUAUCUGCCAACACUCUGGGCGAACGGAUGCUUUCAUCGACACAACCAAAAGAAGUCACUGACGUUAGAUCACAAAGCCGACUCAGCAAUUUGCAUUUCGGUGAGCAAUGGUUAUGCCUCCAAAGAAACGCUAUUUUCUGCAAACUAUUUGCGGCAUCACAACCCAAAGCAGAUGCAGACACAGACUCAUCUUUUUGUAGAUCGAUUAUUGACCAAGCUGUUGGUGCUACUACAGAUAACAGUUCACGACUUUGUGUUAUAAUUGGGCAGGUCACAAAAUCGCAACCAAUCUUACCAUGCUCAGGCCUGCAAGCACCAGUUGCUCUGACAUUUGGAUUGCAACAUAGUGUUACUAUGAAUGGGAAGCCCCGAACACUUAUUGAGCUACGACAUAUACGUGCUUAUCUGGGAGGAUGGGACUUCUUCUCGUACGCCGCGAUACCAAUAACGGAGUUAUUACAAGAUGUUAAGUUCACAGAGGAGAAAACAGGGAUGAAGUUUUACGGGGUACUGGUGGAUUUUUCACGGGCAAAGCUUUUCCCAGAUAAGCUACUAGAAAGUUCUACAUUGAAAAAAUCCAGUGUCGAUAUAAUUUCUCUGGUAGGAAGAACAACCUCCGUAUGCUUACUAACCUUCUAUUUUGGGGCCGAUAGAAUAGAGAAGCAAUCCAAUUUUUGCACGUAUUACCUAAAGCAAUCAAACACUGACAAGACUGUGGAUCAAAAGGAGUUCAGUCGUGUGCGAGUACACGUGGCAUCUAAUUACAGUCUAGAGUUUUAUUGCAUUGAUCCCAUUACCCAAUGCGAAAAGCCAGGUGGCAUCGAUCAAUCAGUAUCGUAUCAAUCAUGUAUUCAGUUCUCCAAGCUUUUUGCCUCAACGCAGAUAGAAUGGGAAGAAUUGGAAUGCCAUGUGGAUCGAAUAUGA
Messenger RNA from Giardia duodenalis, 6930 nucleotides. Its product is annotated as putative Splicing factor-like protein. NCBI's taxonomy places the organism in Eukaryota, Fornicata, Diplomonadida, Hexamitidae. The record is from RefSeq and is a predicted model, not a curated record. Bases 1 to 6930 code for a protein of 2309 amino acids. The transcript has a single exon. Gene Ontology annotation, molecular function: U2 snRNA binding; pre-mRNA intronic binding; U5 snRNA binding. Gene Ontology annotation, cellular component: catalytic step 2 spliceosome; U5 snRNP. Gene Ontology annotation, biological process: spliceosomal tri-snRNP complex assembly; mRNA splicing, via spliceosome.